Molecule: messenger RNA, 687 nt
Organism: Entrophospora candida
Lineage: Eukaryota; Fungi; Glomeromycota; Glomeromycetes; Entrophosporales; Entrophosporaceae
Source: the annotation of a GenBank genome assembly
AUGACAAUCGACCAUACUACUAUUUCUUCAUUCAGUGCUGGUGAUUUCUUACUAAGGAACGCAACCGCUUUAAAUUAUCUUGAACCAAACUUCUUUCCAUUGGAACUUUCAAUAAAUCUUGAUAAAGUUUAUAAAAAAUUAAUACAACCUCCUGUAAUAUCUACUUCUGAACUAGCCUUAAAGAAAAUAGAAAAACAUAACUCUUCUAUACCGGAGUUACGUCAUAAACCUUUUAUUCCUUCACAACUUGGUCCAAAUAGAUCGGAUGAUUGGUUAUCAACGGUCGAUUAUUUGCCAAGUGAAAGAUACGUCAACGACAACAGUAAAAAUAAAUCAAAAAAACAAAAGACUAAAUUUAAUUUAUCGAAUAAAAUGAUUAGUUCAACAGCAGCUUAUAGAGCAGGGGAUCAAUUAUAUGGUUGGAUUAAUACAGAGUCAGAAGAAUAUUUAUUAAAGAAAAUUGAAAAUAAUGACACCGAAGAAUUAAGUAUAAUAUCGUUUGGUGGUGACUUACUUUUUGAUUCAUUAUUACCAAUAAGAGAUUCAAAUUUAAGGAUUGACGAAGAUCGUCCAAAGCUUAAAAAAUACAAUAGAAUAACAAAUAAAGAUAAAUCACCUUCUGAAACUUUAGAAGAUGCAAGAAAAUAUUUAACUGUUUUAUUAACAUACUUUUUAAGAAUUAAAUAG